AUGACCCAGGGUUUUGUUAGUAAUGUUCCUAGUGGAUCUAACGCUAAAGCUAAGGAAGGUCAGUAUGAAGAUAAAGGGAAACCUGCUGCCAUCAGGUCAAGCAACAUAGUUGCCGCAAAAGCUGUCGCCGAUGCAAUUCGUACUAGCCUAGGACCCAAAGGAAUGGAUAAAAUGAUACAAGAGGCAAAAGGUGAUGUCACGAUCACCAAUGAUGGAGCCACGAUAUUGAAACAAAUGAAGCUUCUACACCCUGCAGCCAAAAUGUUGGUAGAAUUAUCCAAAGCUCAAGACAUCGAGGCAGGUGAUGGUACCACUUCCGUAGUUGUUCUAGCAGGAAGUCUUCUUGAUGCUUGCUCAAAACUGCUAGAUAAAGGUAUCCACCCAACCUCCAUCUCAGAUGCUUUCCAAAAAGCUGCAUUAAAGGCUUGUGAUAUUCUGGAGGGUAUGUCCAUCCCUGUAGAUCUGGGAAACCACGAAGAACUUAUCAAAGUGGCUACAACCUCACUUAAUUCCAAAAUCGUCUCACAACACUCGGAUUGCUUGGCACCUAUAGCCGUAAAAUCUGUCUUGGAUGUUAUAGACCCAGCCUAUCCUAAUUCCGUCUCUCUAGAUGAUAUUCGUGUCGUGAAAAAACUUGGAGGCACAGUCGAAGAUACCAAGUUAGUGGACGGUCUUAUACUCACUCAACGUGCUGAGUCUGCUUGUGGCGUUAAAAGAGUAGAGAAAGCGAAAAUAGCUCUUAUUCAGUUUUGUAUCUCUCCUCCAAAAACAGAUAUGGAAAAUAAUGUCGUCAUUACAGAUUAUACUCAGAUGGAUAGAAUCAUGAAGGAAGAAAGACAGUACAUUCUCAACAUCAUCAAAGCCGUUAAAAAGGCUGGGUGUAAUGUCUUGUUGAUUCAGAAAAGCAUUUUGCGGGAUGCUGUAAAUGAAUUGGCUCUACAUUACUUUAAUAAAAUGAAGAUUAUGGUCGUCAAGGAUAUCGAGCGAACAGAAGUAGAAUUUAUAUGCAAGACACUGCAUUGCAUACCAAUAGCAAGUCUAGACCAUUUCAACCCAGAAUAUAUGGGAUCUGCAAGUUUGGUUGAAGAAUCAGAGGCAACCGCUCAUUGCGUUCACAUCACAGGUAUUGAGAAUAAGGGAAGGACAAUAUCAAUCUUGGUCCGGGGUUCCAAUAAACUUAUGUUGGACGAAGCUGAACGUUCAUUACAUGAUGCACUUUGUGUUAUUCGAUGUUUAGUAAAAAAGAGAGCUAUGAUCUCAGGUGGUGGUGCACCAGAAAUCGAAAUUGCCCAGAAGUUAGCUGCAUUCGCUAACACUACACCUGGUCUUGAUCAGUAUUGUUUCCGUGCCUUCGCUGAUGCAUUCGAAGUUAUUCCGUACACAUUAGCAGAAAAUGCUGGUUUGAGUCCUGUACAAACUGUCACUGAACUACGAGCUUUACAUGCUAAAGGGGAGAAAAAUGCUGGAAUCAAUGUUCGAACGGGCGCUGUCGUGGAUAUUUUGGCACAAAACGUGAUUCAACCAAUGCUGGUCAGUUACAGUGCUGUUACUUUGGCUGCAGAGACUGUACGUAGCAUCCUCAAGAUAGAUGAUGUGAUCAAUGCAAUCAGGAAUUAA
This is a messenger RNA of Schistosoma spindalis, 1617 nucleotides long. The record is from the annotation of a GenBank genome assembly. NCBI's taxonomy places the organism in Eukaryota, Metazoa, Platyhelminthes, Trematoda, Strigeidida, Schistosomatidae.